UUUGAUUGUGCAGCUUCUUGUUUUGACUGACGAGGCUUUCACUCACCAAUUACGCGUGUGAUUCAUUGUUUAAAACUUGUAUGACAAUGUGCUAGCUUUGAAAUCGUUUCCAUUCACACGGAAAGAGUGCUUUAAUGUAAUGCACUUAGAGUGGAAACUUAACCUUCAUCCCGAAGGACUAAAACAUCACUAGUUACUUCCUGUUUGUAUUUGUGCUAGCCUUUUGUUGUUAUAAUUGAUUUGUGUACAUUACCUAAAUUUGCUUUUGUCAUGUUUGGAUUGUUUCGUUUUGGUGUUUUUAAGGCACGGUUCUAAGAAAUGAUGUGUUCUGCCAACCUGCACAAUAUCGCCUAGUAUGGAGCAAGAGAGAAUACACUCAUUGAAACAUGACCCAUCUGACUGGCUUGGAUUUGGCUCCAUUGACUCAAAUGAGGAAGCACGGCGAUUUUUUGCCGAAGCAAGAGAGAGGUUUGCUAAGCAUUCCUCUGGCUCAGAUAUGUUUGAUAAGUUUGUGCGUGAUCAUGAGCACAGAUUCUCACAGCGCUUUUCUCACUUUUUAGACAUAUCUAGGGACUUCAACACCACACAACAUCCUGUCAGUAGUCUCAGCAUUCAUGAAGACCCAAUCUCUGAGGCAUUUCCUGAGGUGACACCAGGGUUGCCUUUGAGUGGCAAUUCUUUUCCCCGGUUCCCAAGUUUUGGACGGUUCCCUCGGCCUCGCUUCAGUCACAUUCUCAUGGGAUCUCCAACCCAUUCCCCAAACAUUUCACCAUCAUGGGGCGAAUCUGAGAAAAUAGAACUUUCUCGUAGUACUUUCUACCGUACCCAUAUUAAUUCCUACAGAUUCAGUUCUGACCAAAUUAACAACUGUUAUGAAGCUUAUGAAUCAGAAUCAGAAAGCGAAGAUGAAGAAUCUGCAGUGUCUGCCAUUCAAAGUCCUGUGGCAAGAAAAGCCAUUGAAGCAGAGCCAUGUGGUGAAAGUAUUGCACCAAGUGAAAUCAGUGCCAGUGGCAGCGAGGUAGAUGCACAGAAAACUCCUGACCAAACACCAGAACAGCGGAAGGACAGACUUUUCCGAUUAGCCAAUGAGCUCCUCAUGACAGAGCGUAGUUACGUUAGUGUGCUUAACCUUAUUGACCAGGUUUUUCAUUUCCGUGUUGAUCAUGAAAACAGAGCUCAUCCCAUGUUCCCCCAGGAAACUGUACCACAUAUGUUUUCUAACAUCAAGUCCAUCUACAAAUUACACAAUGAAUUUCUUCUACCACAGCUUGAGGAGCGAAUGAAAUCUUGGGAUCUUGAUCCACGCAUAGGUGACAUUAUGAAAAUUUUUGCACCGUUCCUGAAGCUUUACACUGAAUAUGUGAAAAAUUUUGAUAGUGCUAUGAGUCUAAUAAAUAUGAUGCAAAUGAAGAACUCUCGCUUUGCUGCUAUCAUGCAUGAAAUCCAUCAAAUGCCAGAAUGUGGAAAUCUCACCCUCACUCAUCACAUGCUAAGUCCCAUUCAAAGAAUACCUCGGUAUGAGCUUUUACUGAAAGACUACCUGAAAAAACUCUCUGAUGAUUCAAAUGACAGGACCGACACAGAAAGGGCUCUUCAUCUUGUUUCAUCUGCAGCAAACCAUGCAAAUGAAGCCAUGAAGAAAAUAUCUCAGUUCCAACAACUUUUGGAGAUUCAAGAGAAUAUAUCAGGCGCGGUUGACCUAGUAAGCCCAACACGUGAGCUCCUGCGAGAAGGAAAAGUGCAUAAAAUAUCUGCUCGUAGUGGGGAUCACCAAGAACGAUACCUUUUUUUGUUCAGUGAUGUCUUACUACUUUGCUCACCUCGUCUCAUUUCCAAUCGAGUCAUCUCUGGUCCCACUUAUCGCCUUCGAGUGAAAUUUGAUGUUGAAAGUCUUCAGGUUUUAGAGGGAGACAACAUGGAAACUGAAAAUACCUUUUAUGUCCAAGCCUACAGUAAAAAGGUUGAACUUUACACCCAGACAUCAGAUGAAAAACUGGCGUGGCUUGAUGCCCUCUGCACUGCAGUGCAAGAGCUUUACAAAAGAAAGUCCUCACUUAGGAUAAGCCCGGAGUCGAGCAAUGGCAAUGGUUGUGUGGCAGGUCAAGGUGCGGAGAGCUCAAAGUAUGGGUCCUUAGACUCUGACUUGGGCAAAAGAGCUCCAACUUUGGUGCAAAUGGACACAGUCAGUCGCUGCAAAGACUGCGCCAGUAGUUUUGGUGUAAUGCGACGAAAGCACCAUUGCCAUGCCUGUGGACUGGUUGUUUGUGGAAAGUGUUCUGGUCAUAAAUUACCACUGCAAUUUGAAGAUAACAAAAUGUGUAGAGUUUGUCAAACUUGUCACAAGGUAUUAACACAGAGAUCCGCUCCUAAUAGUCCUGAAAUUUCCUCAAGUUCUGCAGCAGGAUUUUCUCGGGGGAAGGGUGUUUUGGAGGUUGCAGCCAAGGCCCCAUGUGUGCUGAGUGGAUACAUGCAACUCAAGACUUCCAAGUCCUGGGUGCCUCGGUGGUUUGCCCUGCACUCAGACUUUGUGCUGUACUCAUUCAGAUCUCACACAGACAGGCAAGCUAUGACAGCCACGCCUGUACCUGGUUUCACUGUUUCAUUGGUGUUAGACAACAAAGGUGAACCAGAACCUGGCAAAGAAAAGACAUUUAAAAUGUUCCAUAAAAAGAAAACAUAUUACUUCCUAACAAAUUCGAGAGAAGAUACAGAGAGGUGGGUGCGAGUGUUGGAAUUAGCGUCUCACGCUGAACUACCAUCUCCGGAUGGCUCAAACACUAAAAGUUAAAGAUACAAACGUAAUUGUGGACUAGUCAGUAUUGCUGUUUUAUUUAUCUUUCAAAGCCUUUCGAAAGGCCAUGAACUUUUCCUCCUUUAAUAUAGAAAUUAUUUCAUUGAGUGCUUUGAGAAUAUCAUAAAUAUGGAGUGGACAAGUAAUGAUGUGAUUGGUAUUAUUGUUCAUAAUGUAUCCAACUGUUAUGUGAGUCCCAAAGAAUGAUUGAGUCUUGGCUGGCAUUGCCUCUCAUUAAUGUAGUCUUUGCUUGCUCCAAAUCAUGUUCAGUAAUGAAGGGAGAUCUCAUUUGUAAAUGCUUUAGUUUGAACUUAAUUCAAGUGUGUUUGUUCUAACAUAUCACCAUGCUGUCAUGCAUUUAGUUUGUUCUAUGUUAGGCCUUUAAUUCUGAUGAGUUCUUUACAAGCAGAAAGAGUAUGCUGUUGUCUCGUAUGUCUGGUACCAUUCUUCAUUUGAGUUCAUGUUAGAUCUUAGAAACACACCAUUCACUUUUCCUGUGUAGUCUGUUCAUGGAUCACGUUUUAUGUUGUAUAAAUAUCUCUGGACCAUCAUAGAGAUGCUACUCAGGUUUUAGUUUAGUUUUAAUAAAUCAGUUUUAGAUUGCCUGCUUUUUUUUAAGGCUGUGGUUCAAUAUCAUUUGCAUGCUUAACCAAUCUGGUGUAUGCUUAGAAAUAAGUACCCCUAAUUGCUUAUGGUCUUUUCUUAUAGGAAGACUUACUUGCACUCUUUGCUGUUUUUGCAAAGUCAAAUUGUUAACAAAUUGUUUCAAAAUUUAGAUAAAUUUAUAAGGCUUCAAGCACAAUUGCCAAACAAACAAUUUUUUUUUUUGCUAUUGCUUUCUAUAAAAUUUUUGAAGUAAUAGUCUGAUUGAUUAUAAAAGUACAAUUAAAUUAAUCAUGUUAUGACGCUGUCACUUAUUCUUAAACUGGAAAGAAAAACAAUUCUUUCUAGUUGGUGCUUGGUGCCCAUUCUUGAAAAAAUGUACUCUUUUCUGUUGAGUGUGUCUAUAAAGCACAGCAAUAUGUGUUUAGUAUGUGAUAUUGUAGGAUAGAUUUUGUUCAACACUCAUGUAUGAUAAAAUGUUUUGAGAGAAAACAAACUCCCGAGUGAUGGUAACUUGGGACUGCUGGUGAUUCAGCUUAGUAUUAUGCCUAGUGUCCGGACGAUGGCCAUUAGUUUCAUUUGAAUUCAUUUAGUCCAUGUAGUUAUUACGUGCAUGUUUUGUGAUUAAUUCAUAUCAUUUUUCACCACUCAACAAGUCUCCACAGUGGCCAAACUUGUGAAUGCCAUUACUCUCUGUUGCUACAUCCUAACCACAGAAUAGCACAGUUACUGAUGUUUAAAAUUUAUUUGCUGCAUUUACAGCAACUUUGUCAAUUUCCAGUGAACAAUAUAGCAUUUCUUUUAGAAAUGCUAUGGGAACAUGUAAGACUGAGUUGAACUGCCGUUUUUUUUACUAACUUCAAAAUUAAUUGAUAUGGUUUCAAAAACACUUUUGUUUACUAAACUUUUUACUCCAAUCUUUACCAGUAUCUUUGUUACUCCUUUGUGAAUUUUCCCUUUUUAGCAAAGUAGUACUUCUUUUGUACAGUUUUAUAACAAUCUUAAAUUACUAGUUUCUUUAACCUUUCGAUAUUAGUAUUACCUUUGUGAAGGGAAGUUAGUAAAUGACUUGUUGAGUGCAAUUAGUGUUAAUGCUGCAUGUUUUCAGAAACUAGUUACUGGUAUGUGGGCUUACACAUUACUGUGUAAUAUUCGGCUAGAGUUGUCAGUGUUUUAGAAAGCUUUAUUCACAGCGAGAUGUUUUAUAUUUGUUUUACUCAUUUGAUGUUGUUAUAUCUGUCAAAUUAUCUCCUGCUGUUUUGUUUUGGUUUUUUUGACAAAUUUUUAAUUUAUCUUUUUCAAGAUAAGUUUCUCUCUUUCUGAGGAACACUGUCCACUGUGGAGGUGCUUGAAAUUUGUGUGAUAUGUGGAAAUUCCCCUUAUGUUGUCAUUCUGUCUUUCACUAUAUUCUGGGUGGUCCUCCAGAGGGCUUGUGUAGGUUAGCCUACUGCAGACGAGCUCGCUGAGGACAUUUUUAGUAACAGUGUCUUAGGCGUUCUCUGGUGGGCCAGCCUUUAUUUCCGCCAUUAGACAUGUGAUGAUGCCAUACUGCAAAUGGGAUAUCAUGUUUUCCAAGAUAAUAAUUUUUAUUUUGGGGUAAAAAAGUGGCCAACCUCGCAAAUUUUUUUUAUCAUUGUAAUCAUAUUGUGACUGUUACUUUUAUCAAAAUCAUCCUAAUCUGGUUUGUUGUUUGGAAACUUUUUCCCCAAUCAAGUUGUGAAAUUCCCCUGUAAGAAGCUGUGUUAAUUUUUUCCCCCCAGACCGAAAUGUACAUCUUAAUACUUAAUGUUAUUGUUCUAUUAUUGUUUCUUUUUUUAAUUCCUGACUUAAAUGCAGGAUGUGUCUACAGUUUUAUUUACAUUUAAGGUUGUGUGGUUACCAUUGCAAAUAACUGCCAAAGACAUCACACAUUUUGUGGUAAUAUAGUAUUCAUUUAUUUAGGUUUAGGCUAACUCUUUUAGCAUGUGUAAUGCUUGCUGCCUUAACCGCAAAGCUGGCAUUAGAAAUCUUUGCAAUAAUUAUUGUGGUGUAUACCAGUUAAGGUUCGUCAAUAUUCACCCUCAUACAUCAAGGAGUCUAGAGAUAAAUUAGAAAAUCUACUACCAGAAGCACUGGCUGCAAUAGGCAUAGUGUGAGAGUUAUGAUAGGCACUUUUCAAAGCUUCAGUUUUAAUGUGGCCUGUGUUAUCAUCUAUGUUUGCCCUGGUUGAAACUUACAUAGUUUAUAUGGUGUAGUCCUCUGGACUGACUGACUGUUAUUAUGAGCUGGUGGAAAAAUGAGUUAAUGCUUCCUUAGGGGGUCUUUGCAUAAUUCUGGUUUACUGACCUUCUAAAUGUGAAAGUGAAACUCCAGUUUACUUCUACAUAUGAAUAAUGUCCAGUAAUCAUUUAUCAGGGAUGACAAAAACAUGCAACAGCUCCUAAACAAACUAGUAAGAAUGACCAUUUCCCCUAUUCAUGUAGAGGAUGCGUGCAUAAGCUUCUUUUAAGUUUGCUUAACCUACCUGUGCACAUUAUGCACUGCUUACCUUUUGUGUCCUUUUCAUCCCUGAUUAAAUUAAUGAUGUAUCAAUUGUCUCACACACUGAUAUGUUGCGCAUUUGGUAUGUUGAUCAUACUGAUAAAUGAAAAUUUUAUAUGUUGAUAUUGAAAGGUUUAAUUUGAUAUUAUUUGGAAUUUUCCUGGAGCAUGAUCACCAGUGAUAAUGUUAAGUGCUAUGCCACAAUAUUUUUUUGGUUUGAACAAAGUGUUUUAUCUCUAACGCUUCUGUGCUCCAUUUUUAGUAUACAUUGUAUUAAUCAAUUUUGUGAAACUAUCAUGAAAUUGUGGUCAAAUUUAACCCAUGCCAUUGUCUAUUUCAUGCCCUGAAAGUGCAGUCUUCAAAAUUAGGCAUUUCUAGGUAUUAUUUGUAAAGACUGUAUCUACUUAGUCAAACCUAUCCACUGUAUGUAUUCGAAUCCAAAAUACUCUGAUUUUACCUGUAUCACAGACUGAAAUUACCUUUUUUCAAAUUACCCUUUUUUAUGCCUAUUUUGAUAAACUUAUGUACAGGGUGGUUUAAAUUGAUCUGUGGGAAACUCAGUAUAGUUCACCUACUCUUCCUUUGAAAUUUCUGUAGAUCAUACUAAACUACCCUGAUUCUUUUGAGUGUUUGAUUAAAAUCUAAAGGUUGGCUCCAAUGACCGGUUUUGUGGUUAUUAUUGACAUGAUUUUGGCAUCCAAAUUUUAGACUCUGAUGUUACCCAAAUUUUCAUAAGAUUCCAUAAUACUUGUAUAACUAAAGUAAUUCUAUUGGAUUUAAGCAGUCAAUUAGUUGAAGGUUGGUUUGUUCGUGGGAAUGUUCGAAGAAGAUUGUUGAGUUUAAGCAUUGCCAAUCUUAUUAGUUUGCAAUUGUUAAAAAUAAUUUGAGGGCAUUGCUUAAACAAUGUGCGUUAUUGCAAAAACGAAAUAAAACAAAAUAAAAGUUAGAACUAACUGAAA
This is a messenger RNA of Thrips palmi, 6873 nucleotides long. RefSeq names its product FYVE, RhoGEF and PH domain-containing protein 4-like. Bases 356 to 2788 code for a protein of 810 amino acids. NCBI's taxonomy places the organism in Eukaryota, Metazoa, Arthropoda, Insecta, Thysanoptera, Thripidae. The transcript is spliced from 15 exons. Gene Ontology annotation, cellular component: cytoplasm. Gene Ontology annotation, molecular function: guanyl-nucleotide exchange factor activity; metal ion binding. The record is from RefSeq and is a predicted model, not a curated record. Gene Ontology annotation, biological process: cytoskeleton organization; filopodium assembly.